Messenger RNA from Electrophorus electricus (electric eel), 1906 nucleotides. It is a transcript of the gene hs3st1l1, whose product is annotated as heparan sulfate (glucosamine) 3-O-sulfotransferase 1-like1. The record is from RefSeq and is a predicted model, not a curated record. NCBI's taxonomy places the organism in Eukaryota, Metazoa, Chordata, Actinopteri, Gymnotiformes, Gymnotidae. Gene Ontology annotation, molecular function: [heparan sulfate]-glucosamine 3-sulfotransferase activity.
UUUCGCUACGCAGCGACGCGCGUGCCGGGCGGUGGAAGUAAGUGUUAAACUAGCCACUUUCGGAAAACGGGGGCUCCGGUUCCUCCCGUCCUUUCUUUCACAUAAAUAAGAGAUGCGACCGAGAGAGACCGUCGCCGCCGCACUUCUUGGGGAGCGCAGACAGCUGAGCGCAAGGCUUCUGUAAGUGUGAUUCACGCGCCUGCUCGCACGGCUCAGCCCGGGGUGGAAGAAUGACUCCGGCCAAUCCCACUAUCGACGGCUGCACGCGAGAUGCCUGCUGUGGAGAGCUGUUGUCUGACCUCUUUGCGUGAGUGGAGCAAGCAGUUUGAACAGGACUUGCAGUUUAAAAGGCUGUAACACACUACCAGAUCUGGCAGCCAGGCAAUUUCUUUCAAAAAAGUGGCCACCUGUCCUUGUUUUCCUGCCCUCCUAUGAUGGCUGAGUGUGAGUGCCACCCUGCGCUGCCGGUCUGACUGCACCUGGGAUCUGUGACCUUCCUGACACCUCCCGCUUGGGCACACUGCUACGACGUUCCCAGUCGCCAUCCCUGUCUCCUGGCUGCCUCCUUCCGUGCUGCUCUCCCUGUCCAUGGCUGGCCUGCUGGGAUCUGUGUUCCUCCUAGUCCUACAGGCAUAUGCCGCCCCUCCAGAAUUCAUCCAGAUGUGGCCCAGCACCCCCACCUCGGGCCCUGGGAGCUUGGGCAAUGAGACAGUCUCUCCCUCCCUGGUCCCGCCGCCCGGCACCAGCAAGCGCACGCCCCACAGCAUCAUCAUUGGCGUCCGGAAAGGUGGCACCCGCGCUCUGCUGGAGAUGCUGGACAUCCACCCGGGCGUGGCGGCAGCUGCUACUGAGGUGCACUUCUUCGACUGGGACGAGAACUACGCCAAGGGUCUCGAGUGGUACCGGAGGCUGAUGCCGUAUUCCUACCCCUACCAGAUCACCAUAGAGAAGACGCCGGGUUACUUCACCUCGCCCUUGGCCCCGGCACGCAUCCAUGCCAUGAACUCCUCCAUCCGCCUUCUGCUCAUCCUACGGGACCCGACCGAGCGGGUCAUCUCCGACUACACGCAGGUGUACUUCAACCGGCUGGAGAACCACAAACCGGUCCAAGCCAUCGAGGACGUGCUGGUCAGGAACGGAGGUCUCAACACGCGCUACAAGGCCAUCCAGCGCAGCCUCUAUGAUGUUCACGUGAAGAACUGGCUCCUGCACUUUCCGCUCGACCAGAUCCACAUCGUGGACGGCGACACGCUGAUCCGUGACCCGCUGCCUGAGCUGCAGCGGGUGGAGCGCUUCCUGGAGCUGCCGCCACGUAUAGUGGCCUCCAACUUCUACUUCAACCAGACCAAGGGUUUCUACUGCAUCCGCAGCGAUGGCCGAGAGAGGUGCCUGCACGAAUCCAAAGGGCGACCCCACCCGCCCGUGAACAGCUCCGUGCUCCAGCAACUGCACUCCUACUUCCGGCAGCACAACCGCAAUUUCUACCGGCUGGUAGGGCGCACCUUUGACUGGCACUAGUGCAGACGGGCUGGCCGACCUUGGCCAGCUGGGUCUAGCUUCCUUUCCAAACCCAGUCUAGUUUGAGGGGGUGGGGAGGUUGGCAGUGAUGAGCAGGGGUGCAGAUGGAAGCACUUUACGAUCCCCCCCCCCAAAAAAACUUGUCCUAAAUGCCUUUGAACUCUUACUGAGUCUGCAAAAUAACUGCAAUCAGUAAAUUGUAAUCACCUAAAAAAAAAAAAAAUUACUUAUGAAUAAAUGCAGUGGGAGUACCAAAAGCACUGGUGCUCUGUACUAUGUUAGUUACUAGAGGGAGACUGAAGCAAACAAAUUUGUGAACUCAUGAACUUUUUUCUUUGUUUGAUAUUCUUGUACUUGAUAAUAAAUGGUUCUGCUUUCAAAAUGGUUA